This is a messenger RNA of Myotis lucifugus (little brown bat), 261 nucleotides long. Its product is annotated as glutathione S-transferase A1-like. The transcript has 3 exons. The annotation marks the transcript as partial. The record is from RefSeq and is a predicted model, not a curated record. Lineage: Eukaryota; Metazoa; Chordata; Mammalia; Chiroptera; Vespertilionidae.
GUGUUGAAGAGCCACGGACAACACUACCUGGUUGGCAACAGGCUCAGCAGGGCUGACAUUCACCUGGUUGAACUUAUCUACUAUAUUGAAGAGAUUGACCCCAGCCUAAUGGCCAACUUCCUGCUGCUGAAGGCCCUGAAAACCAGGAUCAGCAACCUCCCACCUGUGAAGAAGUUUCUGCAGCCCGGCAGUCAGAGGAAGCCUCCUGUAGAUGCGAAAGCAUUAGAAGAAGCCCGGAAGAUUAGCCCUCUAAACUACUAA